Acanthaster planci (crown-of-thorns starfish) is the source of this 4939-nucleotide messenger RNA. It is a transcript of the gene golph3, whose product is annotated as golgi phosphoprotein 3. Gene Ontology annotation, cellular component: Golgi cisterna; cytosol; trans-Golgi network. Gene Ontology annotation, molecular function: phosphatidylinositol-4-phosphate binding. Gene Ontology annotation, biological process: Golgi to plasma membrane protein transport; Golgi organization; Golgi vesicle budding. NCBI's taxonomy places the organism in Eukaryota, Metazoa, Echinodermata, Asteroidea, Valvatida, Acanthasteridae. The record is from RefSeq and is a predicted model, not a curated record.
CACCAUCAGGGCGGCCAUAUUUGUUGUUCUCUGUGUGAUCCUACUCCAACAUUGAGAAACUUUCUCGAAAUUCCUCCCGCCUCCCGUGAAAAAUAAGGCAAGAAAUCAUGUCAUCCCUAACCCGGCGGGGCGGGAACCUGACCCAAAGGCACAAGGCGGGCGCAGAUGGCGGCGAGGAAGAGGAAAAUUUCUCGCCAGACGUGGAAGAAUGCGAAGAGGAGUUUGACCAGGAUUCGUCAAAGGAGAAGCGACUGACCCUCAUGGAGGAAGUGUUGUUACUUGGACUGAAAGAUAAGGAGGGUUACACAUCAUUUUGGAAUGACUGUAUAUCAUCCGGUCUCCGCGGCUGCAUGCUAAUAGAGCUGGGUCUCAAAGGUCGCAUUGAACUUGAAAAGACUGGCAUGAGGCGAAGAAGCCUCCUCAACCGCAAAGUCCUGUGCAAGUCGGACACGCCCACGGGUGACGUGCUAUUGGACGAGGCCCUGCGACUUAUCAAAGAGACCAGCAACACAGAGACGACACAAGGGUGGAUCGAGCUACUCAGCGGCGAGACCUGGAAUCCCACCAAACUGCGCUUCCAGCUGCGCAAUGUGCGGGAGCGGCUGGCCAAGAACCUGGUGGAGAAGGGCGUGCUGACCACGGAGAAGCAGAACUUCUUGCUCUUUGACAUGACCACUCAUCCGCUGACCGACACCACGGCCAAGCAGCGGCUGAUCAAGAAAGUUCAGGAUGGCGUGCUGAGCCGUUGGCCCAACAACCCCCACCGCAUCGAGAAGCGACUGCUAUCCCUCAUCUAUCUAGCCCACUCCUCAGACGUGCUGGAGAACGCUUUUGCACCCCUAUCGGACGAGGAUUACGAGCUGGCCAUGAAGCGAGUGCGCGAGCUCCUAGAUCUUGACCCGGACGCCCAGAUCGGCAAAGCCGGGGUGAACGAUGUCAUGUGGGCCGUCAUCGCCGCGUUCAUCAAAUGAUGAACGUCCUGUAAGCAUACCUUCUCCUUAGAUGGUCACACAGCGGGACUCGGAAUCCUCCUGUCAACUCUGUAUAGAAAAAUAUAAAACUUGGGGAAGAAAUGGGGUUAGGGGGCGGCAUGGUGGGUGGGAUGGGCUUGGGUCGGGGAGGUGAGAGAGCAGGCACGAUGCAGGAGUUUGGGUGUUCAUUGUAACAACAUGGAAAAAUCACAAACCAAGUGUUUGUGCGUGUACAAAUGUAGUAAGCCGUUGGAAUAGUAACUUAUGUUCCGUUAAUAGCAAGGGGAUGAACUGAUAACGAUCAUUUUAUUGUUUUUUUUUUUCUUUUUUUGACCUGUUGGCUUUGAAUAUGGUAUGUAAUGGUCUAAUGGACGAUAUUUGUAUUAAACAUGUUUGAAAGAGAAACUUGUAGUUGAAGCAUUGUCCGGUUUGCAGUCCAAUUCGAGGGACCUCAGAGAUUAUGUGAGUAAACAGGGGAGUUGACCAAACUAUUACGACUUUGAAGUAAGAAUGCAUAAUCUUAUUCAAAAAUUGCCCCCAAUUUAGACACUGUUCCGACUCACCCUUCCCUUUUUGUUUUGUUUUUCAUUUUUGAAAAUUUAUGUUAAGUAUUGAAAGUUUCUCAGAUGAGUCAUACAACAAAUUUUUGCAUUGCUUCUUAGCUAUUUGUACAUGUACAUAGAAUUCCAUCCUUGGGCUCUGCCAUCGAUCAGCCAAGUUUGCCCCUUAGAUACAAUCAACAUGCAGAAAUUCUGAUCUCUUGUAAAGUUUCCUCUACUGUGCUCAGAGAAUUGAUCAAUGAGCCGUAAACCCUCUGCUAAAGCCAUUUCACUCGCCAUGAUCAGAGAAAAUCCAUUCUCCUUGCUGCAGCGAGUCGGUCAAAUAUUACAGACGCAUAGAACUCUGCAUGCACAGUAUGUACGUGUACAUGUCCUGGGAAAACAGUUCAGACCAUCUGUUGUUUUUUCAGCAUCACGUUGGGUUUGUUGAAAUGGCUGUGCUGCUGAUUCAUUUGCAUCAGUUGGCAGCUGUUUCCACACUGGUCACUGCGUUGCCUGCAAAAUAUUUAGAUGGGUGCGUUGAACAGACACAUGCAUGUACAAUGUUGUUUCCCAUCAUUCGUGGUACUGGGAAGUAAACCUGUAUGUACAUAUACAUAAAUACAUUGUCAUUGCACAUGUACAUAAAGGAAAUAAGCAGUGAAUAAAGCAGUGAAUGGUGCCAUGCACUGGUUUGCAUGCCUGUACUGCUUGGAGGGUACCUGGCUGAUUUGCAACUGAAUAAGCACAAAAGUGAAGAGUCUUUGUUCCAGGACAGCUGUCAAGAAGUUCUUUAGAUUUCUAGCAUUACGGGCAUUGCUGUGCACUGUCUGCCGUAAUAUACAAGCAGUACGACAGCGGGUAUAAAACUUGUCUUGCAUCAGUUAAAGUUGAAAAACAGCAGCCUGGAAUUCACGAUCCAGUCACUUUCCGCAUGUAGCAAUCGUAGCGAUCCUUCAUUUAUAAUUUACUUAAGUAUUUGACUGCCAGGCUUUUUUUUUUCUAAUUUAACAAAAAAUAGUAGUGUCAUAGUGACGGUGUAUUCAGUGCUCUGUAAACACAGUGGAUACUUACUGAAAAGGAAAACAGAGUAAAAGACAUUGCUUUAUUAAGGUUCAGCGGUUAGUAAUUUUACCCGGUACUUGAAAUUGGAUGCCAGCUGUAAAUUGUUAUCCUUUUAGUUACACUUGUAUAAUAUGAACUGUUUUGAGGAGACUUCAUUUGCCACUUUCAUUUUAUGUCAAAAAUUAAGUGGAGUUUUUACAAGCACAUGUGACCUCAUGUACAUUUCAGGGGCAGUUGGCACCUGUUCAAUUUAUACACAUUGUUCAAAUGGGCAAAUACAGAACGUGUGCUUGGCUUCAACCAUGCAGUCAAAGGUUACAGAAUUGUUCAACACAAAAUAGUUAAUAUCUCUCUUUAUUUGUUUGUAUAUAUUGCAAUACAUAAACUAUAAACACCAAGUGUAGUUGAAAAUGUAUUUUGCAGUAGCUUGUUUCGUGCCUUCUUGUUUUAAAUUUCUAAUUCUUUUUUUCCCCCAUAUGUAUAAUAAAUUUAAAUAGGGAACUGCGCCUUGAUUUUAUUCUGUAGCUGGUAAAAUGAACACACAGAUGAAAGCAGGAGAGAAUUUCUUUGAGUUGCGUUCUCCCGGUUACUUUUUUGUUUCCUUUUAUUAUUGGGAGAUAUUGAGAAUGUCGGAAGUUUUUGAGAGGAAAUCUUGUCGGCUGCUUUGCGAGAAUUGUAGGGUACUUUUUACUCCAUAUUUUUUGAGUGGUUAUGUAAAAAAGGAAAGGUAGGUAACAGUGUAUAUAGAGAACAUUGUUGCGAGUUGGGACAAAGUGGGGAAUUUUUCUAAAUUUUCAAGACAACCAUAUUGCAUUAAUCAUGUCUGUAAUGUUCCGUAACUUUAGUCGGGUGGAUUGCUAGUCCCUUCAUUUUGUUUUGUUUAAAAGACUUGUUGAUCAAAAACGUGUACGACAGUGAACUUGAUUGAAUCCCAAAUAUUUAAUGAGCUUAAUUAGCAGGGGAGACACAGACCUUGUGAGUUGGUGAUUCCUACAUUGGCAGAUGGAUGUGCUUUUAUACAUACAUUAGUGUUGAAAUUUAAGUUCAAGGCUGCUAGGUGUAAACAGAAGGUCUUGUCAAUUCAUCUGUCUAGAGGCAUAAAAAGAAAGCCAUAUGGAGAGCUUUGUUGGAAUGCUAACUGUUAAGUUGGGCAAAUAAUUCUUGGUGUUAUAUUAGAAAAAAUUUAUUUAUGUACAGUUGGGGCAAAAAGUUGACAUACGCCUGGUAGAGCAAAUACAAUUUUCCGCAAAUUCUACAAAAAUAUUUCAAACAGCAAAAAAUUGAGGAAAACUGUUUUUCUACCAAGUGCAUGUAAACUUUUUGCCCCAACCGUGCAUGUAUAUUGUUACCAUGGGUGUGCGGACAAAAUACCUGAGUGCACGUCCAAUUAAGUCAGUCCACCUGCAAGUAUUGAAUGCACUGGAUUAGCAGAAAUGGAGAGGGAUUACCAUUGUUAGUGCUUAUAUAGUUGACUUUUGUCAAUACAUAUUCCUUAUCAUUUGACAUUGGGCGAUGAACACGGUAUUCUCCGUACAAUGCUGAAUGUUUUGUGUAGAAACUGAAUGUACAGCAGUGGCUGCCACAGACGAAAUCCCAUUCAGUUUUGAAUUCCUAACACUUUUGAGUUCUGGAGUACCACUUGGAAAGUCAACACGCAGAGAUUUGCGUACUCGUAGAUCACGGCAUACUUUUGGUCGACAUACCGAGUGUGAAAUGUGGGGUUUUUGGGUGUCUGUGUGUACAUGUAAAACAAGUGUUGUCGGCUGAAUGUAUGUGUACCCUGAAAGUUGACCUUUGGGGUAAGAAUCUUGGCUGCAGAUUUGUAGAUAUGGCUGGAUUUGGACAGAAUAUGGCGAUUUGGAAAAACAAAAUAGAUCAAGUGAAUGGCCCAGUAAAGUAUGUGCCACUGAACUUUCACCUUUGACCCAGCAGAUGCAUGUUACAUGUUUACUUAUUGUGAUUAAUUGCUUUGUUGAGGUUAACAUUUAUUUUUGGAAAAAGUAACAGAUGACCUCAACUUGUGGCUGUGAUACAAAUGAAUAUUUAUGUCAUGAAAUGAGUUGCAAGUUAACCUACAGCAUGAUCAUUGCGUGUCUGUUUGGUGUUGAAGGUUCCUGGUGUACACAGAAAUUGCAGUGUCAAGCUGGAGAGUUCUUGUUCAUUUGUGUUUAUAAAAGAAGGCAAGAUUCUCCAGGUACCAGACCUAUUUACAACACCAGAAUAUUCCAUUGUAUAUACAUUUCCCAAGUAUGUAUUGGAGUUAAGGUUUUUUCCCCCUGUCCUUUCUCUGUCUAUAUCAUUGGAACUCUUUGUAAAUCUAAUCCUUUAAUGAACGAAUAAAGAUUUAAGCUAUGAGCAAGAGCA